Molecule: messenger RNA, 522 nt
Organism: Gaeumannomyces tritici R3-111a-1
Lineage: Eukaryota; Fungi; Ascomycota; Sordariomycetes; Magnaporthales; Magnaporthaceae
Exons: 1
Coding region: 1-522 (173 amino acids)
Source: RefSeq, a predicted model, not a curated record
AUGUUUUGGCUGGAAACAUGCCGUCUUCGCGAGCGGUACGGUGAGCGGCCAGACGGCAGGCCUUGGUGGUUGCACAAUAAAAAGUGCGGUGGGCGCGUGGAAACUGCACCGCCCGUUAACGGAAGUCUUCACAUGCUGCCACCCAACCACGCAACGUGUUUGGUGAACUUCCAGCGGAGGGGUGGGAAGGGGUGCGUGCUGCUCGGCCCAGUUGCCGUCGCCCUACUCGCCACACCAUCAUGUUGCGCCUCUGCCGCAAGGCGACCGAAGCUAGCCCUCCAAUAUCCAUUUUGUCACUUCCCCGCCCAAUACUUUGUCGGUGAUCAGGCACCUACCCCGACCGAAUUGUUUUCAAAUGCCUUCUUUAUGCCGGCGUAUUCACCCAGGGGGAUGCCCACCGGGGAAGUGGUGUUGCCCAGCCACCUGGUAGCUGUUUGGGGCGAAACACCAGGGGGCUGUGGCUACCUUCCCUGUUGGCAGUUCACCUUUACAAACCGAAGCCCCAUAGGAGGAUGCAUGUAA